This is a messenger RNA of Spea bombifrons (plains spadefoot toad), 2818 nucleotides long. It is a transcript of the gene SH2B3, whose product is annotated as SH2B adaptor protein 3. Bases 603 to 2459 code for a protein of 618 amino acids. The transcript is spliced from 8 exons. Lineage: Eukaryota; Metazoa; Chordata; Amphibia; Anura; Pelobatidae. Gene Ontology annotation, cellular component: plasma membrane. Gene Ontology annotation, molecular function: transmembrane receptor protein tyrosine kinase adaptor activity. The record is from RefSeq and is a predicted model, not a curated record. Gene Ontology annotation, biological process: intracellular signal transduction.
GCUUGGAUUAUGUCCUGCAACGGGAGAUCUACCGGAUCUGAUACUUGUGGAAUGCGAUCCAUCUCAGCGUACGGCGAUCUGUGAGGAUACACUGAGCUGGAAGUCCCACUGCCUUUCUGAAUGAAUGCAGACCCGCCUUUGUGACUAUGUACCGGAGAUCCAAGAUCCGUUGCUGGGUAGAUCCGGUGGGUUUCUAAAUUCAACAACUGUCCCCACAUUCGGAGCAGCUUUCCCCCCUGGCAGGCAGCGCUGUCACUCGUGGCCGUGCACAUCUAGCUGUCACGCUGCCUUCUCGGAUCCACGCACAGAGGACACUGCAGGACAGAUAGUGGAUCCCACCUCCUCCUCCUCGCUUUACAUAACAUCUGACCAUGGGAAGCGCAUGCCGUGGACCCACCAGCGAGGAUCUAACACGGAGAACCCGUUGAUCCCCCCCCGGGAUCUCCCCACUGGCACCCGAUUACCGAGCCCGGGCUUCCAUUCAACUGUCAGAUUCGUUUAUAUUCACAGAAGCUGUUCUAUUUUUUUGUUCUCUCCUGGCGGAAAUGAUGAGAGUUUAAGAGUAUUUAUUCAGGGGGAUCGGCUUCCUCCCUUGAAGACCUAUGCAAAGUUAUGGCUUGAGACACCAUGGGGACACGGAAGACAAGAGACAUCUCCUGCAGCACACCACAGCUGCUUCAGUCACUGAGAUGAAUGGGGACACUAUUCAACCUGAAAGUUCCUCCGUCCCACAGGGCUGGAAUGAGUUCUGUGAGCUUCACGCCAUCUCCACUGCGAGGGAGCUGGCAAAGCAGUAUUGGUUAUUCGCUAACCAGAACCCGCAUCAUGACAUCCUGGCUGCGGAGAACUUCUCUUUACAGUUCACCGAUCUCUUCCAGCAGUAUUUCAGGAACGAGGUGAGGGAAGGUCGGGGCAUGGACCAAUUUAGAUUUUUCCCAUUUAGCAGAGUAAAAGAUUAUAGAGAAACAGGCAGGAGGCCCUCAGAGGAGUCUCCAAGUACGGUUGCAGCAAAGGUGGAGGUGGACGUGGCAGCUCGCCAUGAAAACUCUGAGCAGACUGUUUGUGAUACUGGUGUCCAACAUGUGCCAAAAUCAUGGAGCUUAGAGGAACUCCGGCCCAGCCUCAACCAUCCACCUGCGAGACCAUUCAUUCGAUUUUCAUUCAAUAGCCUCAGGAGAAGCCUUCGAAAUAUAUUCCGUAGGAGGCCUUCCGGCCCCGCAGCCGGCGACACCAGAGAAACAGAGGCGGAUACAGCAGAGUCACCCACUUGGCAUGGCCUUCAAAAACGGAUUUUACCAUGGACUACUACAAGAGAGCAAGUGGUGGAAGUAAAAAAAGAAGGCCAGUUAAAUUAUAGCAUGGUGGAUGAGGCAUGUAUGGACAGUGGGAAUGUUUGGCACAGGUGUCGGUUGGUUCUGCGGAAAGCAAGCUGUCUGGAGACUGAAGAUUACCUUCUAGAGCUGUUUGAUCCUCCCAAAUGCUCCAAGCCAAAGCUACGAGUCCUGUGCGGUGCUGUCCAGGAGAUCCGGAAAUGUACCAGACUAGAGAUGCCAGACAAUAUUAACACGUUUAUGUUGAAGGUCAAUGCAGCGGAGGUUAUCUUUGAAGUCAGCGACGACCAACAGCUAACUUUGUGGAUAUCUGAAAUCAAAGCAUGCGUGAGCCGCUGGUCUGAAGAGUCUGAUAGUGACACACAUGAGAUUUCCCAGUCAGACAUAGGUUCCCAGAAUCCUGCCAGCGGAAGCACAGACUCCAUCACUCAAGGCGCCGCGGUCCUUCUUCCUCCAGAGCAGUGUAGUCACAGAACCGACCAUUUCCUUGCACCCUAUCCGUGGUUCCAUGGGUCCAUUACCAGAAUCAAAGCAGCCCAGCUCGUCCAAUCCCAGGGAUUUGAAGGACACGGUGUAUUCCUUGUAAGGCAGAGUGAAACGCGUCGGGGGGAGUAUGUCCUCACAUUUAAUUUCCAAGGCAGAGCAAAGCACUUACGCCUAACGUUGACACGCAGUGGGCAGUGCCACGUCCAGCAUCUGCGCUUCCUGUCCGUGGUAGAAAUGCUUCACUACUUCAGAUUAAAUCCGAUUCCAUUGGAAAGCGGAGCCGCCUGCGAUGUGAAGUUAUCUAGUUACGUGGUAGCAGCUGCCCAUUCACAAGAGCAUAGCACCUCAGUCAGUACAUUACUGUUCCCACUGCCGAUCCAGCCCUGGAACUCAGACCGCAGUGUCCCCCACCUCCCCUGCCUAAACCUACGGCCAGAGCCUUAUGCAGAAGACAGCCGGAGGAGCUCCUAUUCAGAGCAGAUUUUUCACCUCGUCCCCUCUCCGGAGGAGCUGGCUCGUAGUUUUCAGCGGAGCGAGGCCGGUGUGGCCCAGUCAAGCAGUCACAGGGAUUCGGACUAUGAAAUGGAUUCUUCAUCAAGGGGCCACAUGCGAGCAAUAGACAAUCCUUACACUCCUCUUUGACAGUGUGGCUGCUGUACAUAAUGAACAUACUUUUUUACUUUCAUACAGAAAAUGAUCACCAGAGCCUUAAUAUGAGCUGAUCAAAUCAAGAAUGUAACUAUUUUGUAUUCCUAUUUUUUCCUAUGUUACAUGGCAGGGAUGGAUAUACUUUACACCUGCAUUAGGUGUUAUUCUAUUAGGCCUGUUAAAGGGCCCUGCUUUUUUACUGCAUUCUAGGUCUGCACGGGCCUGAAAGUGGUGAAAGGUUUUAUUUGUAAGCAGUCUAAAAGCUUCCAUGUUUGUGUUAGUUUACGUAGUACAUCUGAGGGUAAUAUACUUCUAGCUAUAUUUCUUAUAAAUUCAUAUGUAUUCGGUAACUA